This is a messenger RNA of Episyrphus balteatus (marmalade hoverfly), 1545 nucleotides long. Its product is annotated as tRNA (guanine(10)-N2)-methyltransferase homolog. Gene Ontology annotation, cellular component: cytoplasm. Lineage: Eukaryota; Metazoa; Arthropoda; Insecta; Diptera; Syrphidae. Gene Ontology annotation, biological process: methylation. The coding region runs from base 82 to 1539 and encodes 485 amino acids. The record is from RefSeq and is a predicted model, not a curated record. The transcript has 7 exons. Gene Ontology annotation, molecular function: nucleic acid binding.
CAACUGUCAAAUGGUCAAUUUUUUUUGUAUUUUCAUAUUUUGGCACAACACGAGUAAACAUUUUUCAUUAUUUUAGGCGAAAUGAACCUAAAUUGGAGGAAAUAUAUUCUUUGGUUUGCACAAGAGCAUGUAGAUUUCCGAGCUGCAGAAAUCGAAUCUAUUGUCAAGUUGUUUGACCUAAAAUUCAAUAAACUUUGUGAAGAUUCUUUGAAACCCUAUUGGAUUGUCGAACUACCAAAUGAAGAAACUGCCAUUAAACUUGCUUCCCGAUCUGUUUUACUUCGAUGCAUUCUAGAACUUUGGUCACACUCUACAUGUUUGCCAGAAUUCCACAAGAAUCUUCGUCAGUAUGUUUCUCAAAAAGAAAACAACACUGAUCAAUAUUUUCAAAAUGAUCGAACAUUUAAAAUAAACAUUGAAACAUACAACAAACAUUUUACCCAAAAAGAAAAAGUCGAAAAAAUCGAAACUUUUGAUUAUCUUCCUUUGGAAGGUCAGGUGGAUUUGAAAAACCCAAAUGUUGAAUGGUGGAAUAUUGAAUUUUAUGGUUUAAAUCCUCAAGAAGUUCCAGAUCAACCAGAUGAUGUAUUCUUUGGCCGAUUGGUGGCUAAUGGACAACGUCACUUGAUCAAGGAGUUCUCAUUAAAGAAGAGGAAAUUCAUUGGCAACACAAGUAUGGACGCACAAUUGAGUCUAUUAAUGGCCAAUCAGGCGAAGGUGCAGCCAGGUGACUUAGUUUUUGAUCCAUUUGUUGGAACUGGCUCAUUACUUGUUAGUGCAGCAAAGUUUGGAGGCUUUGUAAUGGGAGCUGAUAUAGAUUACAUGAUGCUUCAUGCGAGAGCUCGUCCAAGUCGAAUCACACAAAAAGUUCGAGAAAAGGAUGAAAGCAUUUGGGCCAAUCUAAAGCAAUAUGGUUGCGAAAAGUUAUACAUCGAUGUUGUGGUGUCUGACUUUUCAAAUCCACUUUGGCGAGAUGCCAUCAAGUUCGACAGCAUUAUAACAGAUCCUCCCUAUGGCAUUCGAGAAUCGAUUGAAAAAAUAGAAACAAAGACAUCCAAUAAACAACUGGCACGAAAUGAAGAUGUUCCACACUAUCCCUCCACCUCGCAAUAUGCUUUGCAAGAUUUGUUUUCAGAUUUGCUUUCCUUUGCUGCGAAACACCUCCGAAUGGAUGGAAGACUGGUUUGUUGGGUUCCAUUUCAUCGAGAAGACUAUUCAAAAGAACUCCUGCCACGAUCUAAGCACUUGGAACUUGUGGCAAAUUCAGAGCAACCUCUAACUGGCCAAACAAGUCGAAGACUUUUGACAUACCAAAAGAUAUCAGAACCAAUGGACGAUAGUAGCCCCGAAACUGAAUUAAUAGAAUUCCGAGAACGUUAUUUCGAUAGUGGAAUAGAAUCAAGGACAGAGCGGAGGACCCGUAGAGCUGAGUUACGUGAAAUAGGUCGACAAGAAGCUCUAAAAAGAGGUAAAGUACUAAAAAAGGAUGCAAAAACACACAAAACUGAAUUGAAUAAAAAUCGUAGAGCAAAUUUAUAAGGUAAA